Molecule: messenger RNA, 858 nt
Organism: Didymodactylos carnosus
Lineage: Eukaryota; Metazoa; Rotifera; Eurotatoria; Philodinida; Philodinidae
Source: the annotation of a GenBank genome assembly
AUGGCUGCAGUUGCCACCAUUCCCAUUCAAUAUAUUGCAUUAGGUGGACGUUGUGGGGGGGAGAAAGACACGCGUGAACCAUUAAUAUGUGCUAUUGGAACAUAUUGCUUUAUUCAAAAUGAAAAUUAUGGUGAAUGUCGGACAAGUUGUCCGUCAAACUGGUAUUGUCAAAAACAAACAUUACCUGAAUGGGCACCAUGUGGGGGAGAAACCUAUGUUGGUCUGACGAAAUGUAAGGAGAGUUUACAAUGCGAAGGUUAUGGUACAUUUCCAUGUGAUGCAGGUCUUACGUGUUUUCGUCGUAAUAAAUUUUUUUCAAGCUGUCAAUAUUCGUGUCCACUAAAUGUCGGUUGGGAAUGUGAGACACAACCGUAUGUUUCAGGCGUAAUUGCUGCUGGCUGGGACCAAUGUGGAGGUGAUGGUUGGAGAGGCCCAUCCGUAUGUCCAGCUGGAUAUGUUUGUUAUGCACGUACUGUUUGGUAUUCACAGUGCAGACCUGUCAAUGACUGUCCUGCAGACUGGAUUUGCACUGGACUAUUUCCGACGACAACACCAGCACCCAUUAUUACUGCAGCUCCUCUAGUCGUUCCGGCUUAUAGUCAAUGUAAUAUUGUUAAUGGCUCUGUUUGUGCUCCGGGUACUGCCUGUUUCCGAACAAAUGAUCUUGUUUCGGAAUGUCGACCAUCAUGCCCACCGGGUUGGGCUUGCGAAAUACAAACGGUCCCAAUAGGUGAACAGUGUGGUGGCGAAGGUUACGUCGGUCUUAGAACCUGUGCUCCAGGUUUACAUUGCUAUUACCGAUCAAAAUGGUAUGGACAAUGUUCGGACAAAUGUCCAGCAGCUGACUGGUUAUGCUAA